AGUCUCAUCGCAGACUUCCCCUUCUCGGCCAGCAACUGCCUCCGCCACCGAGCCGUCGCCUUUCUCUCCUCACAGCAAGAUGGCCGACACCCUGGUCCUGCGCGGCACGAUGCGCGGCCAUUUCGAUGUGGUCACGGCCAUCGCUGCCCCCAUCGAUAACUCCGAUAUGAUCGUCUCCUCGUCCCGCGACAAAUCCGUCCUGGUCUGGCAGCUCACCAAGGACGCCCCCGCCGCCGCGGUCGAUGGAUCCGGAGGGGGAUCUUCCUACGGUGUGCCUCGCCGUCGCCUCACCGGUCACUCCCACUUUGUGCAGGACGUGGUUCUCUCCUCCGAUGGGCAGUUCGCGCUCUCCGGCUCUUGGGAUGGUGAUCUCCGGCUCUGGGACCUCUCCACUGGAGUCACUACCCGCCGCUUCACUGGUCACACCAAGGACGUCCUUUCCGUCGCUUUUUCCGUCGACAACCGCCAGAUCGUGUCGGCAUCCCGCGAUCGCACAAUCAAGCUCUGGAAUACCCUCGGAGAAUGCAAGUACACCAUUCAGGAUGCCGAUGCGCACACCAACUGGGUUAGCUGCGUUCGGUUCAGUCCUAACGCUUUAUCACCCAACAUCAUUUCUGGCUCCUGGGAUCGCACUGUUAAAGUCUGGAACUUGACCAACUGCAAGCUGCGAUCCACUCUUGCUGGACAUUCUGGCUACGUUAACACGGUUGCUGUUAGCCCUGAUGGAUCCCUCUGUGCUAGUGGUGGCAAGGAUGGAGUCACGUUGCUCUGGGACCUUGCUGAAGGGAAGCGCCUUUAUUCCCUUGACGCAGGGGCCAUCAUUCACGCCCUCUGCUUCAGCCCCAGUCGGUAUUGGCUUUGCGCUGCCACACAGGAGAGCGUCAAGAUCUGGGACCUCGAGAGCAAGUCCGUUGUGCAGGAUCUUAAACCUGAGGCAACUGCCACCAAGAACCAGAUGCUCUACUGCACGAGCUUGACUUGGAGCGCCGACGGCAGCACACUAUUCACUGGAUACACAGAUGGAGCCAUCAGAGUGUGGGAGAUACGCUACUAGACUCUACAAAGAGCUUUAUCGGGUGUGGUUCUUAUUCACUAUCCAAAAUUAUGAGGAACAUAUCUUGUUAUGCUAUUGCUUGUUGCAAUUCUCCUCCUGCUUUUUGAAACACUUUCAGGUGAAAUGUAUUGGGAACUUGUUGCUUUCACUGUUACUUUGGUUCAUAUGAAUAACUAUUUUCUUCUUAAUAAAAAAAAAGAAGAGCACUUUUUAAUA
Zingiber officinale is the source of this 1270-nucleotide messenger RNA. RefSeq names its product guanine nucleotide-binding protein subunit beta-like protein. Gene Ontology annotation, biological process: positive regulation of protein phosphorylation; rescue of stalled cytosolic ribosome. The record is from RefSeq and is a predicted model, not a curated record. The coding region runs from base 80 to 1054 and encodes 324 amino acids. Gene Ontology annotation, cellular component: cytosol; nucleus. The transcript is spliced from 2 exons. Gene Ontology annotation, molecular function: protein kinase C binding; translation regulator activity; ribosome binding. NCBI's taxonomy places the organism in Eukaryota, Viridiplantae, Streptophyta, Magnoliopsida, Zingiberales, Zingiberaceae.